Messenger RNA from Drosophila santomea, 7326 nucleotides. RefSeq names its product mucin-3A-like. The record is from RefSeq and is a predicted model, not a curated record. Lineage: Eukaryota; Metazoa; Arthropoda; Insecta; Diptera; Drosophilidae. Bases 1 to 7224 code for a protein of 2407 amino acids. The transcript has 5 exons.
AUGGACGAUAAAAUCAUCCUGAACGACUUUUCGCUGACAACCCUAAAAGAUUGGCUACGUAUUCUGGGCCAAAAUACGGAGGGCACAAAAACCGAAUUAAUCGCGAGGCUGCAAGACAUCCCAACGGCAGUUCGGGGCGAUUGUCCACCGGAGCACCCCCAGAAAAACGCUCCACCAGGAAACGACAUUUUUUCUUCACUGGAUUUUCAGAAUUGUGAAAUUAACACCGAUCACGUAAGUGUGAAUGCAAUGAACAGAAAAGAAUCAACCGAAACUGGCAGUGAGAGGGAGACAAACAUGUUCGAGCUACAGCAACUACGCGCAGAGCUAGCAGAAGCGAAGGCAAUGCUUAACGGAACACGAUCGAGCUCGCAGUUCCAAGAACAACAACAACCAGAGCAAAGCAAGGCUACAGUUAGUUCCGUUAUCCAGACGGCGCAGUUUACGCAGGCUGGCGCCACAAAAGAGAACACAACAUUUCACUCGCCGCAGCGAUCCAACGAGAGAGCGGAGAGCCAGCGUUUUCCAGUUGAUGCUCUCGCUCUCGCCAAAGAGACGAUAACCGAUUACGAUGGGAAAACUUGCGCGCGUGCCUGGAUAACAGUGGUCAAAAAUAUCGCACGCACUUUCAACAUCGAUGACAACCAUUUACGCAUCUUACUCAUCACUAAACUUAAAGGAAACGCGCAAGUCUGGUUACAUGCGCACCCUGCUCGAUUGAUCGAACCAAUUGACAAUUUGCUUGAUCAACUGUCAUUGACUUUUGGCGAGCAAUCAUCCAAGGCUGAGAUCCGGCGAAAAUUCGAGAGUCGCAAGUGGAAAACCGAGGAGAAUUUCUGCAGUUAUUACGACGAGAAGAUGGCUCUCUCAAACGGGAUAAACAUCGACGACGACGAACUACUGGACCAGAUGAUAGAGGGCAUACCGCUGCAAAAUUUCCGUACCCAAGCACGGAUUCAAUGCUUCUCUACUCCGUCGGAGAUGCUACGCGCAUUUUCGAACAUCCGUUUGCCAGCUCGGAGGGAGCCACCUGUACAGCCAACCGACUACAAAGAUGCCAUACGAUGCGCAAACUGUAAUUCAAGAGGACACAAAGCUGACAUCUGCAAGAAGCCCAAACGUGAACCAGAUAAGACAACAGUUGAACCUACGACCAAGAAAACAACUAAAAGGACGACACAUGAACCCACAACUAAGGGACCAACCACUUUAGGGACUACUGCAGAACCAAUCACUCGUAAAACAUCUACUACAAAGACUAGUACAGAGCCAACUACGGAGGAAACAACUGAAAAGACAACUCAUGAGCCAACCACUGAGAAAACAACGACAGAUAAGACAACAGUUGAACCAACGACCAAGAAGACAACAACUAAAAGGACGACCCAUGAACCAACAACUAAGGGAUCAACCACUUUAAGGACUACUGCAGAGCCAACCACUAGUAAAUCAUCUACCACAAAGCCUACUACGACUAAGGAGGUAACAACUGAAAAGACAACUCAUGAGCCAACCACUCGGAAGACAACAACCCAUAAGACAACAGUAAAGCCAACGACCAAGAAGACCACAACCAAAAAAACGACGCAUGAACCCACUACCAAGAAAUCAACAACUUUAAGGACUACUGCAGAACCAAUCACUCGUAAAACAUCUACUACAAAGACUAGUACAGAGCCAACUACGAAGGAAACAACUGAAAAGACAACUCAUGAGCCAACCACUGAGAAAACAACGACAGAUAAGACAACAGUUGAACCAACGACCAAGAAGACAACAACUAAAAGGACGACCCAUGAACCAACAACUAAGGGAUCAACCACUUUAAGGACUACUGCAGAGCCAACCACUAGUAAAUCAUCUACCACAAAGCCUACUACGACUAAGAAGGUAACAACUGAAAAGACAACUCAUGAGCCAACCACUCGGAAGACAACAACCCAUAAGACAACAGUAAAGCCAACGACCAAGAAGACCACAACCAAAAAAACGACGCAUGAACCCACUACCAAGAAAUCAACAACUUUAAGGACUACUGCAGAACCAAUCACUCGUAAAGCAUCUACUACAAAGACUAGUACAGAGCCAACUACGGAGGAAACAACUGAAAAGACAACUCAUGAGCCAACCACUGAGAAAACAACGACCCAUAAGACAACAGUUGAACCAACGACCAAGAAGACAGCAACUAAAAGGACGACACAUGAACCCACAACGAAGGGAUCAACAACUUUAAGGACUACUGCAGAACCAAUCACUCGUAAAACAUAUACUACAAAGACUAGUACAGAGCCAACUACAGAGGGAACAACUGAAAAGACAACUCAUGAGCCAACCACUGAGAAAACAACGACCCAUAAGACAACAGUUAAACCUACGACCAAGAAGACAACAACUAAAAGGACGACACAUGAACCCACAACUAAGGGAUCAACCACUUUAAGGACUACUGCAGAACCAAUCACUCGUAAAACAUCUACUACAAAGACUAGUACAGAGCCAACAACUACAGAGGAAACAACUGAACAGACAAAUCAUGAGCCAACCACUGAGAAAACAACGACCCAUAAGACAACAGUUGAACCAACGACCAAGAAGACAACAACUAAAAGGACGACAUAUGAACCCACAACUAAGGGAUCAACCACUUUAAGGACUACUGCAGAGCCAACCACUCGUAAAACUGCAGAACCAAUCACUCGUAAAACAUCUACUACAAAGACUAGUACAGAGCCAACAACUACAGAGGAAACAACUGAACAGACAAUUCAUGAGCCAACCACUGAGAAAACAACGACCCAUAAGACAACAAAGACAACAACUAAAAGGACGACACAUGAACCCACAACUAAGGGAUCAACCACUUUAAGGACUACUGCAGAACCAACCACUCGUAAAACAUCUACUACAAAGACUAGUACAGAGCCAACAACUACAGAGGAAACAACUGAACAGACAACUCAUGCGCCAAACACUGAGAAAACAACGUCCCAUAAGACAACAGUUGAACCAACGACCAAGAAGACAACAACUAAAAGGACGACCCAUGAACCAACAACUAAGGGAUCAACCACUUUAAGAACUACUGCAGAGCCAACGACCAAGAAGACCACAACCAAAAAAACGACGCAUGAACCUACGACUAAGAAGGUAACAACUGAAAAGACAACUUAUGAGCCAACCACUCGGAAGACAACAACCCAUAAGACAACAGUAACGCCAACGACCAAGAAGACUACAACCAAAAGAACGACGCAUGAACCCACUACCAAGAAAUCAACAACUUUAAGGACUACUGUGGAACCAACCACUCGUAAAACAUCUACCACAAAGCCUACUACGACUAAGAAGGCAACAACUGAAAAGACAACUUAUGAGCCAACCACUCGGAAGACAACAACCCAUAAGACAACAGUAAAGCCAACGACUAAGAAGACUACAACCAAAAGAACGACGCAUGAACCCACUACCAAGAAAUCAACAACUUUAAGGACUACUGUGGAACCAACCACUCGUAAAACAUCUACCACAAAGCCUACUACGACUAAGAAGGUAACAACUGAAAAGACAACUCAUGAGCCAACCACUCGGAAGACAACAACCCAUAAGACAACAGUAACGCCAACGACCAAGAAGACUACAACCAAAAGAACGACGCAUGAACCCACUACCAAGAAAUCAACAACUUUAAGGACUACUGUGGAACCAACCGCUCGUAAAACAUCUACCACAAAGCCUACUACGACUAAGAAGGCAACAACUGAAAAGACAACUUAUGAGCCAACCACUCGGAAGACAACAACCCAUAAGACAACAGUAAAGCCAACGACCAAGAAGACUACAACCAAAAGAACGACGCACGAACCCUCUACCAAGAAAUCAACAACUUUUAGGACUACUGUGGAACCAACCACUCGUAAAACAUCUACCACAAAGCCUACUACGACUAAGAAGGUAACAACUGAAAAGACAACUCAUGAGCCAACCACUCGGAAGACAACAACCCAUAAGACAACAGUAAAGCCAACGACCAAGAAGAGCACAACCAAAAAAACGACGCAUGAACCCACUACCAAGAAAUCAACCACUUUAAGGACUACUGUGGAACCAACCACUCGUAAAUCAUUUACCACAAAGCCUACUACGACUAAGAAGGCAACAACUAAAAAGACAACUCAUGAGCCAACCACUCGGAAGACAACAACCCAUAAGACAACAGUAAAGCCAACGACCAAGAAGACUACAACCAAAAGAACGACGCAUGAACCCACUACCAAGAAAUCAACCACUUUAAGGACUACUGUGGAACCAACCACUCGUAAAACAUCUAGCACAAAGCCAACUUCGACUAAGAAGGCAACAACUAAAAGGACAACUCGUGAGGCAACCACUCUGAAGACAACAACCCAUAAGACAACAGUAAAGCCAACGACCAAGAAGACUAAAACCAAAAGAACGACGCAUGAACCCACUACCCUAAAAUCAACAACUUUAAGGACCACUGCAGAACCAACCACUCGUAAAGCAUCUACCACAAAGCCUACUACGACUAAGAAGGCAACAACUAAAAGGACAACUCAUGAGCCAACAACUCGGAAGACAACAACCCAUAAGACAACAGUAAAGCCAACGACUAAAAAGACUACAACCAAAAGAACGACGCAUGAACCCACUACCAAGAAAUCAACAACUUUAAGGACUACUGUGGAACCAACAACUCGUAAAACAUCUACCACAAAGCCUACUACGACUAAGAAGGCAACCACUGAAAAGACAACUCAUGAGCCAACCACUCGGAAGACAACAACCCAUAAGACAACAAUAAAGCCAACGACCAAGAAGACUACAACCAAAAGAACGACGCAUGAACCCACUACCAAGAAAUCAACAACUUUAAGGACCACUGCAGAACCAACCACUCGUAAAUCAUCUACCACAAAGCCUACUACGACUAAGAAGGCAACCACUGAAAAGACAACUCAUGAGCCAACAACUCGAAAGACAACAACCCAUAAGACAACAGUAAAGCCAACGACUAAGAAGACUACAACCAAAAGAACGACGCAUGAACCCACUACCAAGAAAUCAACAACUUUAAGGACUACUGUGGAACCAACAACUCGUAAAACAUCUUCCACAAAGCCUACUACGACUAAGAAGGCAACCACUGAAAAGACAACUCAUGAGCCAACCACUCGGAAGACAACAACCCAUAAGACAACAGUAAGGCCAACGACCAAGAAGACUACAACCAAAAGAACGACGCAUAAACCCACUACCAAGAAAUCAACAACUUUAAGGACUACUGCAGAACCAACCACUCGAAAAACAUCUACCACAAAGCCUACUACGACUAAGAAGGCAACAACUAAAAGGACAACUCGUGAGCCAACCACUCGGAAUACAACAACCCAUAAGACAACAGUAAAGCCAACGACCAAGAAGACUACAACCAAAAGAACGACGCAUGAACCCACUACCAAGAAAUCAACAACUUUAAGGACCACUGCAGAACCAACCACUCGUAAAUCAUCUACCACAAAGCCUACUACGACUAAGAAGGCAACCACUGAAAAGACAACUCAUGAGCCAACCACUCGGAAGACAACAACCCAUAAGACAACAGUAAAGCCAACGACCAAGAAGACUACAACCAAAAGAACGACGCAGGAACCCACUACCAAGAAAUCAACAACUUUAAGGACCACUGCAGAACCAACCACUCGUAAAUCAUCUACCACAAAGCCUACUACGACUAAGAAGGCAACCACUGAAAAGACAACUCAUGAGCCAACCACACGGAAGACAACAACCCAUAAGACAACAGUAAAGCCAACGACCAAGAAGACUACAACCAAAAGAACGACGCAUGAACCCACUACCAAGAAAUCAACAACUUUAAGGACCACUGCAGAACCAACCACUCGUAAAACAUCUACCACAAAGACCACUGCAGAACCAACCACUCGUAAAUCAUCUACCACAAAGCCUACUACGACUAAGAAGGCAACCACUGAAAAGACAACUCAUGAGCCAACCACUCGGAAGACAACAACCCAUAAGACAACAGUAAAGCCAACGACCAAGAAGACUACAACCAAAAGAACGACGCAUGAACCCACUACCAAGAAAUCAACAACUUUAAGGACCACUGCAGAACCAACCACUCGUAAAUCAUCUACCACAAAGCCUACUACGACUAAGAAGGCAACCACUGAAAAGACAACUCAAGAGCCAACCACUCGGAAGACAACAACCCAUAAGACAACAGUAAAGCCAACGACCAAGAAGACUACAACCAAAAGAACGACGCAUGAACCCACUACCAAGAAAUCAACAACUUUAAGGACCACUGCAGAACCAACCACUCGUAAAACAUCUACCACAAAGCCUACUACGACUAAGAAGGCAACCACUGAAAAGACAACUCAUGAGCCAACCACUCGGAAGACAACAACCCAUAAGACAACAGUAAGGCCAACGACCAAGAAGACUACAACCAAAAGAACGACGCAUAAACCCACUACCAAGAAAUCAACAACUUUAAGGACUACUGCAGAACCAACCACUCGAAAAACAUCUACCACAAAGCCUACUACGACUAAGAAGGCAACAACUAAAAGGACAACUCGUGAGCCAACCACUCGGAAUACAACAACCCAUAAGACAACAGUAAAGCCAACGACCAAGAAGACUACAACCAAAAGAACGACGCAUGAACCCACUACCAAGAAAUCAACAACUUUAAGGACCACUGCAGAACCAACCACUCGUAAAACAUCUACCACAAAGCCUACUACGACUAAGAAGGCAACCACUGAAAAGACAACUCAUGAGCCAACCACUCGGAAGACAACAACCCAUAGAACAACAACUCAAGAACCAACAUCCGUAGAAACUACAAGCAAUUCUUCAAAUCAGCGCAAAACUACCACGGAAUCUUCCACCACCGAAGAGCAGAAUAUUCACCACAAUCAUCACCACAUUCAUUAUCACAAGCCCGCUGAUACAGGUCCAUCCUUUAUUCCACUUCCUAAUCUUCCGCCGCUGCCGUUGCCCCUGCCCUGGCCACCACUUCCCGACUUCCCGCUGCCUGCACUCCCACCACUGCCAGAAGUAAACUUAACAGAAAUUUCCUUACCCGAAAUUUCCCUUCCCAAUUUGCCACCACUACCACAAUUGCCGAAUCCUUUUGGUGGACUUCCAAACUUCUUUGGGCGAUAGUUAACCACUAAAAAUGAGGCGGCCUUCAAUAUGUAAAAAUAUACAAAAUUAUUAUUAAUGGCUAUGGAAAUGUGAAAGUAAAUUAACCAGACGGAAUACUGA